AUGAAUGGCAUUAACGGACUGUCGGGAUGGCAAUGGCUUGUCAUACUGGAAGGCAUACCCGCAUGCGCAGCGGGUCUUGUCGUCCUGCUUAUACUGCCUGAUUAUCCAGAAUCGGCUCGGUGGCUUAUUGACGAGGAAAAGGAGUUGGCAAGAGAAAGAGUGAGGUUCUGUGGCUCGAGCGCGGACGACAUGGCUAUAACAUGGGUAGAUGCGAAGGAGACUUUGACGGAGUGGCGGCUAUAUUUUCACUACUUGCUCCAUUUUCUCAUCUCGACACCAUUUUCCAGCCUUUCACUCUUCGCACCAACAAGGGUCGCUGGUCUCGGCUACACGUCACUGUCUGCAGAAUUAAUGACAAUUCCGCCUUACGCUGUUGCGUACGUUGUGUCGCUCGUUGUGUCCUGGUCUGCAGACCGGUUCAAUUCUCGUUCCCUCCACGCAGCAGUAUGUGCUCUCUUCUGUGCGGCAGGAUUUAUUGCCUCUGCAACUCUCUCGCCUGACGCUUACGUGGCCCGCUACAUCUGCCUCGUCAUCUCCACUACAUUCGUCUUUUCACCCGUUCCCUCUCUGCUCUCCUUCCUUGCAUCAAACACCCAUACGACCGCUUCGACGGACCUUGCUGUCGCCCUCAACGUCUCUAUCGGUGGUGGAGCUGGCCUGAUCUUGGGUACAUGGAUCUUCCCGGCUGGAGAGGCCAAGAACGGGUAUAAGAGUGGUAACUGGAUCAAUGCUGGGUUCAUGUUGGCAAUCUCGGUAGUUUGUGUGGCGUUAAGAAUAUAUUAUGGGAGGGCUAAUCGGCUGAAGGAGCACAAGAGAAAGUUUGUACUUUAA
Messenger RNA from Letharia columbiana, 831 nucleotides. RefSeq lists its product as uncharacterized. The record is from RefSeq and is a predicted model, not a curated record. The transcript is spliced from 4 exons. Gene Ontology annotation, molecular function: transmembrane transporter activity. NCBI's taxonomy places the organism in Eukaryota, Fungi, Ascomycota, Lecanoromycetes, Lecanorales, Parmeliaceae. Gene Ontology annotation, biological process: transmembrane transport. Bases 1 to 831 code for a protein of 276 amino acids. Gene Ontology annotation, cellular component: membrane.